AUGAGCUCUGAUUCUGAAUCCGUGCACUCGCACGAACGCGAGCACGCGUCCCCAGCCGCAUCUGUAGCCGUCUCCCUGGCGUCCAUGGACACAGAAGAACACAAUGAGCUUUACGACCACAGACACUUGCCGGACUCGUUGCCUGUGCGUCAAAAUUCUGAAGCCGGGAAAUCAAUCCUUAAGAAACCUCAGCCACCAAGUGACAAGCGCAGCAAAAUCACUGUAUCUCCUAGUUCUAUCAGGUCUGGUAUAACCUUUGGUAAUGAGUCCGAUGACGAGUUGCACAUCGAGGGCUCACAAAUGAAAUUGGCAGCCACAAACACCGGAAACGCCAGACCCUCGCGCAUCGCGCAUUCUAUGCCCCAUCAAAAACAACUGUAUUCGAGCGCUGGAGGAUCUGUUCAGCAUUUGAAUCCACCUCCACCACUGCUCCCCAGAAAAUCCUCCAAGAGCAGUGGCCCAGAUGAUGCUGGAAACAUGAAAAAGGGCAAAAUGAGAACCAGCUCGGACUCCUCGUCCAAUAAGCCAUUGCACUAUUUAACCAAAACCAUAUCUGCCAAGUCCAAUCAAAGUGACUCCAAUGGCAGGGAACAGGCCAUGAGACGUAGGCUCUCAAGAGUAUCCAUCGAAACCGAUAACUCUCACGCUUCCAGAGAGUCUCAAGAGACCGAGGAGGAUGUAUGUUUUCCAAUGCAGCGUCUGGAGCACACCAGAAUCAAUGGCAUUGAUUUUGAUGAGCUCGAGGAGUUCGCAAUCCAGUCCCGGGAAGAAAUUUUGAAUAAUGCUUUGAAUGUUGCCAGUGUCGAGCCCAUUAAUAUGAACCAGCAAUACGCUAAUAAAGCUGGCUCUUCCUCGUCGACUGCUACAACAUCAUCUACUGCGGCUCUCAAGUAUACACCUAAAGGGGCGUCACCGGAAGUUCCAAAAGCCAAGACGGUGCCAGACGAUUCCGUAGUUUCACAACAAGGAAUUUACUUUGGUAAUAACAAGGUUGAGAACGAUGAAUCAGAGCGCUUGCCCACUCCCUAUGGCUCCCAGAAUGAGCAUUACGUUGUUCCCGAUCGAUUUUCGUUUUUCUGUUCAGAUUCAGAGGAAACGGUCCACGCGCCUGAUAUCGCGUCGUUGGUAAAACCAGGUGAGUCAUUCAGAGACCUUUUCAGAGAUGGCGCACCAACUUGGUGGCUGGACUGCGUUUGUCCCACGGACGAAGAGAUGCGUUGUAUUUCGAAAGCUUUCGGUCUUCACCCUUUGACCGCGGAAGAUAUUAGAAUGCAAGAAACCCGUGAGAAAGUUGAGCUUUUCAAGAGUUACUACUUUGUCUGUUUCCAUACUUUUGAAGGUGAUCAUGAGUCGGAAGAGUUUUUAGAGCCCAUCAAUGUUUACAUUGUGAUUUUCAAAGAAGGUGUACUCACAUUCCAUUUCGGUCCAAUAUAUCAUUGUUCGAAUGUCAGGAGACGUGUGAGACAACUGCGCGAUUAUGUGGAUGUUAGCUCAGACUGGUUGUGUUACGCUCUAAUCGAUGAUAUUACCGAUAGUUUCGCACCUGUGAUUCAAGCUAUUGAGUACGAAGCUGAUGUCAUCGAAGACUCUGUCUUUAUGGUUCGUGAUAUGGACUUUUCUGUAAUGCUGCAGCGUAUUGGAGAAAGCAGAAGAAAGACAAUGACACUCAUGAGGCUUCUGAGUGGCAAAGCAGAUGUUAUUAAGAUGUUCGCAAAAAGAUGUCAAGACGACUUACAUGGAAUAGGACCUGCUUUAACAUCCCAAUUGAAUAUCGCUAAUUUGCAAUUUACUCAAAAAGCAGGAGCUGAAGGACUUCCAAACAUACAAAGCAAUACAAACGACAACAAUACUAGGGCACAACCCAGAGCAGACAUUGCCUUGUAUCUCGGCGAUAUCCAGGAUCACGUCGUCACGAUGUUUCAAAACCUGUUGUCUUACGAGAAGAUUUUCUCCCGUUCUCACGCCAAUUAUUUAGCCCAGCUGCAGGUUGAAUCCUUCAAUUCCAAUAACAAAGUCACAGAGAUGCUUAGUAAAGUUACUCUCAUCGGUACUAUUUUAAUUCCACUCAAUCUUGUGACAGGACUCUUCGGAAUGAACGUUCCUGUGCCAGGAGGUCCAGAUGGAGGAGGCUUGGGGUGGUUUUUUGGUAUCCUGGGAGUAAUGGCUUCUAUCGCUUUGUGCUUCACCCUGCUUGCUCGCAUUUGGCUAAGCAGAAUAAGCACACCUGCCACGUUAAAUGAAGCUGCAGAGACCGGGACAAGGUCAAUUAUGAACACUCUGAGGCCUAGAGGAUCCCGCACUGUUAAUAGGGAUAUUCCAUAUAAGAAAGGGAAUACCAACAGGUCCAUGGCAAGCUUCCAAAGGUAG
Messenger RNA from Lachancea nothofagi CBS 11611, 2367 nucleotides. The record is from the annotation of a GenBank genome assembly. Lineage: Eukaryota; Fungi; Ascomycota; Saccharomycetes; Saccharomycetales; Saccharomycetaceae.